AUGCGCUUGUUAUUCGAAUCUUUUUGGGAAAACACGGAAAACCCUUCACUUAAAAAGUUCUUAGAUUUCCGUUCAAAGGAGGGCAAUUUAGAAGACGAAGAAACGGAGCAUCUUCAUUACAAAUAUGAACUAAAUACUAUUCGUAAACAAUAUUCCAAAACGUCUGAAAUUUGGCAGAAGAUAGUAACAUGGAAGCAAGAUUUUAAGAGGGAAAGGUUGCGUACUUGUUGGGAAGCAUAUCAUAAAUGUGUGUUAGUGUGUAGUGCAACGCUUGCUUUGUGCCGUCACCAACUACCUUGCUGGUUGCGUACUGGUAGAGGGAAAGGUUGCGUACUUGUUGGUGAGCACACUAUAGAUGCCGUCACCAACUACCUUGCUGGUCGAGGGAAAGAGUAUAAUGCAAGACUUCAACGACUACUUUGCGGGUUGCGUACUCGUAGGGGAAAGAAUGCUAAAAGAUCAAAGGAAAUAAAUCAAUUUUGGGAUCUCCAAUAUGAGAUGAAAAACGUUCGUGCAAAGAGGAUAUUGCUCGAAGAAGAGAAGAAUAAACUGGAAAAUCAGAUUGAUCUUGAACAGGAAAGAUCUUUACUUCAGAGAACAAUCACAAACCGGUUUGAAAAAUUUAUGUCAGUUGAUAAUCUCCAGCCUGUUGCGUCUACUAGACAAAAACGAAAAAAAAACCUAUCAUUAGCAAAAAAGAAUAAAGAAUCGUCCGACUUAUCUGUUUCAAAGAAGAUGUGUAUGGCUGAAUCUCUCGGCGGGGAUGUAGAGGAUGAUGGCCCAUGCGGUUUAAACAAAGUUAAUAGUACCGAGCACGAUAGAUCACCCACAUAUGAACCAAUUUGCUCAAACAUCAUCGAUACAACAAACAAACUUUUAAUAGAUAGAUUGGAAAUCAAACGUGAUUAUACGUGGGAUCCUGUCACUAAUGACGCUACAAAAUAUAUUGAUGAAUUAAUUGAUAAUGCAUGUUCCACUAUAAUUUCUUUUUCUUUUAUAAUCAUUAUUAAUUUUGCUAACAUUUUUGGCUCGGAAACGUACACCGAUGAAGACCCACAAAACUCAAAACCAAUUUCUUAUAAACAAAAGCUUUUUCGUGAAAUUAAGGAUCAACUAGAUCGUCUUAACGAAAGAUGUACUAUUCCAGAAAGCCUUGUGGCUUUAAAAGAUGUAUUAUAUUUAAAGAAUGAUUUAACAAAUGUUGUUCUCGGUGUUGUAAAGAAAGUAAAAAGAGUUGUAUUACAAACAAGGCCAGAAGACUUAUUUAAUAUCGACAAUCUUCCGGAGACGACACCAACUCCGAAAAAAUCACAAAAAGAGUAG
Messenger RNA from Cetraspora pellucida, 1323 nucleotides. NCBI's taxonomy places the organism in Eukaryota, Fungi, Glomeromycota, Glomeromycetes, Diversisporales, Gigasporaceae. The record is from the annotation of a GenBank genome assembly.